Messenger RNA from Saccharomyces cerevisiae S288C, 1236 nucleotides. It is a transcript of the gene MRI1, whose product is annotated as S-methyl-5-thioribose-1-phosphate isomerase MRI1. Gene Ontology annotation, cellular component: cytoplasm; nucleus. The transcript has a single exon. The record is from RefSeq and is marked reviewed. The coding region runs from base 1 to 1236 and encodes 411 amino acids. Lineage: Eukaryota; Fungi; Ascomycota; Saccharomycetes; Saccharomycetales; Saccharomycetaceae. Gene Ontology annotation, molecular function: S-methyl-5-thioribose-1-phosphate isomerase activity. Gene Ontology annotation, biological process: L-methionine cycle.
AUGUCGUUGGAAGCCAUCGUCUUUGAUAGAUCGGAGCCAGAAAAUGUUUCGGUAAAGGUACUUGAUCAAUUACUUUUACCAUAUACUACUAAAUACGUUCCAAUUCACACAAUUGAUGAUGGGUACUCAGUCAUCAAAAGUAUGCAGGUGAGAGGUGCCCCGGCAAUUGCAAUUGUGGGUUCGUUAUCUGUUUUGACUGAGGUACAAUUAAUAAAACACAACCCAACUUCUGAUGUUGCUACGCUGUAUUCUUUAGUUAACUGGGAAUCUACAAAAACAGUGCUAAAUAAGAGGCUAGAUUUCCUUUUGAGUAGUAGACCCACAGCCGUUAAUUUAUCAAAUUCUCUUGUAGAGAUAAAGAACAUACUGAAAUCCUCAAGUGACCUAAAGGCUUUUGACGGUAGUUUAUAUAAUUACGUCUGUGAAUUGAUAGAUGAGGAUUUGGCGAAUAACAUGAAAAUGGGUGAUAAUGGAGCUAAGUAUUUGAUUGACGUGUUACAAAAGGACGGUUUCAAGGACGAAUUUGCCGUUCUGACGAUUUGUAAUACUGGAUCCUUAGCAACCUCUGGAUAUGGCACGGCUUUAGGUGUUAUCCGUUCUUUGUGGAAGGAUUCACUUGCUAAAACCGACAAGGCAGACUCGGGAUUGGACAAUGAAAAAUGCCCGAGGAUGGGCCAUGUCUUCCCACUGGAAACUAGACCUUAUAAUCAAGGGUCAAGGCUAACAGCAUACGAGCUAGUUUAUGAUAAGAUUCCAUCAACUUUAAUUACUGAUAGUUCCAUCGCGUAUAGAAUUAGAACUAGUCCAAUUCCAAUCAAAGCAGCAUUUGUUGGAGCUGAUAGAAUUGUUCGUAAUGGGGAUACAGCAAAUAAAAUUGGUACUUUACAACUUGCUGUAAUUUGUAAGCAGUUCGGAAUUAAGUUUUUUGUAGUAGCUCCCAAAACAACUAUCGAUAAUGUAACCGAAACUGGCGAUGACAUUAUUGUGGAAGAACGUAACCCUGAGGAAUUCAAGGUUGUUACUGGUACAGUAAUUAAUCCUGAAAAUGGUUCCUUGAUAUUGAAUGAGUCAGGAGAGCCAAUCACUGGAAAGGUCGGUAUUGCCCCUCUUGAAAUCAAUGUCUGGAAUCCAGCCUUCGACAUUACUCCACAUGAGCUUAUUGACGGAAUUAUCACAGAAGAAGGUGUAUUUACCAAAAAUUCCAGUGGUGAAUUUCAACUGGAAAGCCUUUUCUAG